AUCUCUUCCACCAUCAAUCUUAUGGCCACACCUAAUCAUUCAUUUUCUCUCUCAAACAAUUAUCAGACCAAGCAUGACCCUCUUUUUGUUUCCUAGCUUUUGGAACAGAAUCUCUCUCUCUUUAUGUCUUUCUUUCUCUUUUAACUUCAACCCACCAUUUCUACUCUCUCUUUCCUUCAUCAUCCUCUAUAACUUCCAUCUUCUCUUUCUCUCUCUCACACACACAGUAGCUAACUAGGGUUACAACUUACCAUGGACAAAACAACGUCCAACCAGCAUCAAGAACAGAUGAUCAUGAAAUGCCCUAGAUGUGAUUCGUCCAACACAAAAUUCUGUUACUACAACAACUAUAGUCUCUCUCAGCCGCGACACUUCUGCAAGGCCUGCAAACGAUACUGGACCAGAGGGGGUACCUUGAGAAAUGUCCCAGUCGGAGGCGGUUGCAGAAAGAACAAGAAAUUCAAGAAACCGACAACAACAAAAACAACAACCUCGUCCUCUGCUAACAUGGAAGAAAUUGUUUCUGUUACAAACCCUAAUAGUAUGACGCAAACCCAUAUGGACGUACCCACAAAUAAUACCGUGCUUUACGGUUUACCGACUCAUCGUACCGAUCUAGGGUUUGGCCGAUUAGGGUUUUCCUCGGGGUUGUUUAAUGAUUCAGAUUCUAAUAUUCUUUCAAGCUAUAAUAAUAGUUCUACUAAUUCUCUGUUGACUUCAGCAUCUCCGAGAAUGGUUUCUGAUCUCAUGUCUUGUCCAAACAACACAGGAGAAUCUUAUGGUUUUCAGAGACCUUAUCUUAUUGAAGGGCUGCAAAUCGAAACAACAACAACUAUGGCUUCGAAAGAAGAUAAAGUUGAUCCAAACAAAUUGGAUUUAUGGAAUGAACUUGUCCCUUCGUAUUGCCAAAAUCAGAUGGGACAGAUCAACCCAUCCAUUCAACACCACCCAUCUUCUCUCUAUUGGAAUCCACAAAUGACUUGGCUCGAUCCUUCCAUUGUUGACUUCUCUAGUAACUAAAAGACAAUAGCGACGCCUCUUCUUUUUCUUGUAAAGAGGAAGGGUUGCGGCGGUUUAGAGGAGCCUCGGAUCCGGGCGAUCAUGUCGGGUGCAAAAGAAACGGUAGAAUAGUACAUAUUUAUAAGUCAUUAUAAUUAAGAAUUCUCUUUGCUCUGAGAGGAACCUCGGAUCCCAUUUCAUCUCUUUUAGUUAAUUACUUAAACCCCAUUUUAAUGUUUCGUACGUUUGUAAACUUAUAAGGUGAGGGCUUGGUCAUGUGUUUUGAUCAUUGACUAAGACUUGUACUUCACGUAGAGGUUUGUCUUUGUGUUUUUUUCUUUCUUUUUUUUGAAGGCGGGUAUAUAUACUGGUGGGUAUAGGAAUCUAGAUCUCGUCGCCAAAACUUAUCUCUGCCACAUCAAUAUUAAAAUGUACGUCGGCGAACAAUUCUAUUUGAUCCAGUGGACGAAUGUAGAAUGGAGAGCACCGGUUGUAUUGAUUUAAAACAAACCAACAAUAUUAGUAGUUUGUUUGUGGGGGUGAAUAAAACGUUUGUUCGUAUGUAUUUUUACUUAUGUUAUUAUAAUAUAUGUUUCUUCUCAA
Molecule: messenger RNA, 1602 nt
Organism: Impatiens glandulifera
Lineage: Eukaryota; Viridiplantae; Streptophyta; Magnoliopsida; Ericales; Balsaminaceae
Product: dof zinc finger protein DOF1.4-like
Exons: 2
Coding region: 253-1020 (255 amino acids)
Biological process (GO): regulation of DNA-templated transcription
Molecular function (GO): DNA binding; DNA-binding transcription factor activity
Source: RefSeq, a predicted model, not a curated record